This is a messenger RNA of Aplysia californica (California sea hare), 537 nucleotides long. Its product is annotated as ficolin-2-like. The record is from RefSeq and is a predicted model, not a curated record. The coding region runs from base 1 to 537 and encodes 178 amino acids. The transcript is spliced from 2 exons. Lineage: Eukaryota; Metazoa; Mollusca; Gastropoda; Aplysiida; Aplysiidae.
AUGACAGGUCUCACAAACUGGCGUAAUGUUCUGUUAUGUCUACAGAGACGUGCCUCGGGGGACGUGGACUUUUACCGAGGAUGGACCGAGUAUAAGAAUGGAUUCGGCAACCUCAACGGCAAUUUCUGGUUUGGGUUGGAGAAAAUCCACCAGCUGACCAACCAGGGGAGGUACCAGCUGAGAAUCGACAUGAAAUACAAAGGAAAAAACUACUUCGCCAAGUACGACAACUUUUCGCUGAGCGGAGAAUCUGAAAACUACAAAAUUCAGAUAUCCGGAUUUUCGGGUAAUGUAAAGGACAGCAUGGCUGCUCACAAUGGCCAGCAGUUCUCUACCAAGGACCGUGACAACGAUGGGAUUCCAAGCAGCUGCGCCACAUGGUAUCACGGAGCUUGGUGGUACAAGACCUGCCUUAGAGUGCAGCUGAACGGAUUGUGGGGCAGCACUGAGACAGCGAAGGGUUUGUUCUGGGAGGGUUUAACCGGAUGGAAAGACUCUGUCAGCUUCAGCGAAAUGAAGAUCCGACCACAUGCUUAG